Molecule: messenger RNA, 3014 nt
Organism: Engraulis encrasicolus (European anchovy)
Lineage: Eukaryota; Metazoa; Chordata; Actinopteri; Clupeiformes; Engraulidae
Gene: riok2
Product: RIO kinase 2 (yeast)
Exons: 10
Coding region: 97-1794 (565 amino acids)
Biological process (GO): protein phosphorylation; maturation of SSU-rRNA
Cellular component (GO): cytosol; preribosome, small subunit precursor; nucleus
Molecular function (GO): protein serine/threonine kinase activity; ATP binding
Source: RefSeq, a predicted model, not a curated record
GGGCUCUCUGGCUCGUGUGACGUGCAUAUAGGACUGAUCAUCUGUUAUGAAAAAGUUAACGAUUUAGCUAAAUCAUAUUGACCGCGUACCUCAAAAAUGGGGAAAUUAAACGUCGUCCUUUUGAGAUACCUGUCACGGGAUGAUUUCCGGGUUCUAACUGCAGUCGAAAUGGGCAUGAAGAACCAUGAGCUCGUCCCAGUGAGCUUGGUCGCCUCCAUUGCAAGCCUCAGACAUGGAGGGUGCAACAAAAUCCUCAGAGAGCUGGUGAAACACAAAUUGAUGGCCUACGAACGAUCUAAAAUGGUACAAGGAUACCGGUUAAACUAUGGGGGAUAUGAUUACCUGGCCCUGAAGACACUAUCCUCAAGAGAUGUCAUCACAUCAGUGGGAAACCAAAUGGGAGUGGGCAAAGAGUCAGACAUCUAUAUUGUUGCAAACGCCGAGGAGGAACAGUUUGCGUUGAAACUGCACAGGCUGGGAAGGACGUCUUUCCGAAACCUUAAGAACAAGCGUGAUUACCACAAGCACCGCAACCGCAUGUCAUGGCUCUAUCUGUCCCGUCUCUCCGCCAUGAAGGAGUUUGCCUACAUGAAGGCACUGUAUGACCGAGGAUUUCCUGUCCCCAAGCCAGUGGAUUACAACAGGCACGCCGUGGUGAUGGAGCUCAUUAAUGGCUAUCCUCUGUGCCAGGUGAGGGAGGUGGCAGACGCGGCCGCUCUUUACAGCGAGAUCAUGGAGCUGAUCGUGAAGCUGGCCAAUCACGGCCUGAUCCACGGUGACUUCAACGAGUUCAACCUCAUGCUGGACGACAACGACCACGUCACCAUGAUCGACUUCCCCCAGAUGGUCUCCACCUCCCACGCCAACGCAGAGUGGUAUUUUGACCGUGAUGUGAAGUGCGUCCGAGAUUUCUUCAUCAGACGUUUCAACUACGAGAGCGAACUCUACCCAACGUUUAAAGACAUAAGGCGAACGAGUUCCUUGGACGUGGAGAUCUCGGCCAGCGGUUACACCAAGGCCAUGCAGCAGGACGACGAGCUGCUCCACCCGGAGGGGCCAGAGGGGGGCGCCACCACAGAGGAGGCAGAGGACGGUCCACCCAGUGAAGACGAGGAGGAGGAGGAGGAUGACGACCCAGAGAAGAGCCACAGCGCCCAGGCCGACACUCCAUCAGAGAAGGGAGUGGACCUGGAGGAGUACAAGCAGGCCAUGCUGGAACUGGAGGGCCUUAGGCUGGGGGAGGAGAGUACCAAGGGAGCUCUCAAAGGCCAUGCCAGCCAGGACCAGACAGACUGUGACACAGGCACUAUGGCCAAAGAGACUGGCGAGGGACAACAGGAGCAGCGUGAACCACAGUGUGGUACGGACGACGCUGAGACACUGAGGACAGAGGUUGUGUCUGAGGAUGUGGGAGGCAUCGUUCCAGAGAGGCGUGGAAGUGAUGAAGAGGAUGGGCGGGAGGAUGAAGAUGAAUGCCCAGAACUGGUUGACCUGUCGGCCAUCAACAAGGAAUUCAAACCUUUCAGGGACAGUGAGAGUCUGCUGCACGUGAAUGAGCACCGUCAGAGAACCACCAGCGAGGGCUCAGACGAAACCAUAGGCAGUGUAACCAGCUGCUCCACCAUACCUCCUGAGGUGAUUCGUCAGAAGGUGAGGCGUCAGCUGUCUAAGCAACAGAAGGCGGCCAUCAGACGGCGUCUCCAGAAGGGCGAGGCCAACCUGGUGACCAAGGCCAGACGAGAGAACUCCAGCAACAUCAAGAGCAGUCUGGACGCGGCGUCCUUCUGGGGCUGAUGCUGCUAGGGUGGAAGCAGCAGCCUCCUUCUGGUGAUGAGACAGCCAGGGACUGGUGUUGCAGUGGAGGCAUGGAGGUGUUGGAUGUGAGGCUGUGGAUUUUAGGGGUACUGGCCUGAAGUGAGUUGAAGUGAGGUGUUUGGAAAUGCAGGCUACAGAGACGUGUUCAAGUCACGACUCGAUCUCUAUGGAAUGCAAUCAAGCCACAAGGACUCUUGGCAAACAUGCAUUGUGGAGUUAUGGAGUGAGGAGUGCAGUCAGAGGGGUGUACUAAGAACGCGGUUAAGUGAUAAACCAGCCUUAGUUAACCUACAGGAAGAGAUAAACCUGCUAAUAGAUAUACCUGCAGGCAUCAUUUAGUUAGGAAAAUUAGAUCUCCUGGCUGCUCUAUUAGAUGAGUUAGUCCUAUCACAAGGUUAACUUAACCUGGUUUACUACUGAAUCAGCUUCUUAGUAUUCCCCCAGGAGGUGUGCUCUUAUCUGUACCCCUUGGUACAGGUCAUCCCUAACUCCAGGCAGUACAAUACAAUCAAACCACAAGGACGCUUUGGAAAGAUCCAUCAUCCAAACUGGACUCAUGGGUCACACACCAACUCGGAGAGAUGAGUCUUUGAUCACUAUUAUUUUUGUGUGUCCAUUGUUAUGAAAUAUUAUUGAUGACUUGAGUAAAGAAAAAGAAAAAUAUGAAGCGUACAGACAUCCUGUGUUCAUUUACUGCACCAUACAGGGCAAGAAGGCAUCAGCUUUAAAUAGACAUGUGGUAACUCUUGUAAAAUGUAAUGUUUGGUUGACAUUAAAGGUCAAUUUUCAUGGUGAUUGCAUAAAGUUAUGUUGACCACAUCCGAGCCCCAGUCUAUGAACUGUGGCUAGCAAAGUACCAAUGGAAAGACAUGCUGACAAUCUUUGCACAGCACUUAAGUGAAAGUCUGAAACUCCAACUCCCACUGUCAUUGUGACACCGCACACAAGUGCAUGCAACAAAAUGCAUUUAUGCCUCACCCGUGAAAAAGGAUGCAAGGAUGUGGGAGAGCAUUGGUUAAUUACUCCCCCCCCCACCAACCUGGCAGGUCGGGAGUCGAACCAGCAACCUUUGGGCUCAAGUCUGACAGCCUAACCGCUUACCCAUCACUGCCUUUGCUUAGGAAAUGGUCCAACGGUUGUGCAUGAUACAGUAGAUCAAAAUGAAUUGCAUUUGGCAACAUAUCUAUUUGUUGAGAACC